Messenger RNA from Meloidogyne enterolobii, 1368 nucleotides. The record is from the annotation of a GenBank genome assembly. NCBI's taxonomy places the organism in Eukaryota, Metazoa, Nematoda, Chromadorea, Rhabditida, Meloidogynidae.
CCGGUCCGGGCCCGGCCCGGGUUCGAACUCUAUUAUAAAUUAUUUUAGACUUGUAAUUUAUCUGGAGAUGACAGUACUUCCCAAUCUAGUCAACAAACAAUUAUUGCCCGUCCCUUACAACAACAACAACAACAACAAACAAUUAAACAACAAUCUAAACAACAACAAAAUACCCCAAUUCCUCCAACCCCUAAAUUAUCAAAAAUAAUUACAAAACGCUCAGAUUCGGAAAUGAGUGUUGGAUUAGGUGAAAAAUCAGCGGGUGAUUCUCCUUUUCCUUCAACAGCUUCUUUAACAGCAGACACUCAUGAAGCUAAUUAUUUAGAUAUUGCCGUUCUUAGAUGUUUAUUAAUUAAAAAUUGGGCAGAAAGAGGAGUAUUUUGGGCAGUGAAAUAUUUAUUAAAUCGUUUAAUAGCAAUGCGUCAAUAUAGAUGUUUACAUGAAGGAAUGUUUAGAUCAAGAUGUAACUCAGACACUGCUGCAAACAGAAAAAUAUCCAAAAAUGAGACAACAAAUCUUGAAUCGCAAUAUUUAACUUGGGCUGAUUUACAACAAGAAAAUCCUUCUACAGAAAAAGUUGAAGCAACAAACAUUCCUCCCCCUUCCCCUCAAAAACAACAACAACCUCCAAUAGAAAAUGUUUCAUUAAUUAAAGAACGUCGAAAGUCUAUAUUGGGUUUAAAACGAAGUAGUGUUGCUGAACAAAAACAAGAAAUUGCUAAACAAAAAGAAGAAAGUUUUUUAAUACCAAAAAUUGACAGCGAUAAACGUAGACGGAGGAUUUCAGCAAAUACUUUACCUAUUAAACAGACAAAAAAGAUUUCUCGUGCAGAAAUAGCUUCUGGUUUUUCAAAUAAAAAUGCUCGAAGCCGUAGCGAACCUUCACUUUUUUCGCGUCAUUCUGAUUCUUUAAUUCAUGGAAGAUGUUCUAUCUGCCCUCCUUCAUCUCUCCAAACAGAUCCUCAAGACAAAUCUUCACCCCCAUCAAACUGUCAAAGAAAAUAUUCCCAAUUUUUCCCAGAAGCAAUUGGGAGUGCACAAUUUAUUGAAGGAAAUGGACAUUUAUCCAUGUUAGCGUUACUUAAAACCCUGGGGGCGUUAAUGGAACGUUGUACUGUUGUUAAAGUAUCUGAGAUUGUAUUAAAUAUUUGUGAUACUUUACUAAAUAUGCCAAAUUUGGAAUUUUAUGGAGCCCGUCUUUUCUUUGAAAAUAUUUUACAUAUUUUACACCGUGUUUGCCUUCAAUUGGGUUGUCCUAAUGGUUGUAAUGAAGGAAGUGUUAAAUGUCCUCAAGCAGAAUUUUUAAGAAUAAAAUUGAGAAAUUUGAUUGCACAAAUGCAUAGAAUUAAGUAUAUUAUUUUAAAUUAA